GCAUGCGCAUUCUAGGAAGUUUGGCCCCAGAAGACUGGAAAACAACCGUAGGGUUCGUGAGCGUUGAUUGGCUGAAGCGAAAAGCGUGGGCUGACUGGCUCGGUAUUUCGCGGGAAGGAGUUUGUGGCGCCAGAAAAAAAGUGGAUGCGAGGGAGUCGCGGCGACGGGAUCCUGAAGUGUUCUGCGAACCUCCCCCAACGGGACCUUCUGUCCUUCCUUUCCCGACGCAGUCGCGACGAAGAUGUGGAAUAGUGGCUUUGAAAGCUACGGCAGCUCCACCUACGGGGGAGGCGUCAGCUACACUCAGUCCCCGGGCGGCUUCGGAUCGCCGACACCGUCGCAGGCCGAGAAGAAAUCAGACACCGGUGGAGAAAAUACUGUGGUCCCUCCAGAAACGUAUGUGAAGGUGGCUGGCCAUCUGAGAUCCUUUCAGAACAAAAAGAGCCUGGUAGCCUUUAAGAUCAUGCCGCUGGAGGAUAUGAAUGAGUUCACCACGCAUAUCCUGGAAGUGGUCAAUGCACACAUGAUGCUGAGCAAACCCAUCACCCAGCCCUCAACAGGGAGAGCAUCUAUCAGCAAUCCAGGAAUGGGUGAAAUGGGAAACUUCGGUGGGAACAGCCUGAUGCCAGCCAAUGGCCUCACCGUGACCCAAAACCAGGUGCUGAAUUUGAUUAAGGCUUGUCCAAGGCCUGAAGGAUUGAACUUUCAGGAUCUCAAAAACCAGCUGCACCACAUGCCUAUAGCCACGAUCAAGCAAGCCGUGGAUUUUCUUAGCAACGAGGGCCAUAUCUAUUCUACAGUGGAUGAUGACCACUUUAAAUCGACAGAUGCGGAGUAACAGUCUCGGUACCUGAAGUGUUUCCGGCUGGACCUGUCUGCACAGUCCGUGGCUUCUGCUGUGCAUGAUUGGCCAGGUGACUUCUAAGAAGGAAUUUCCCUCCAGAACAGACCUUAGUUGACAUCCCUUUGCAACGCACUGCUCUUCUGGGUUUUGUGUGUGUGUGUGUGUGUGUUUUGAAGCUGAAAGGAAGAUGAGCAAAUUGACAGAGAUGUAAACCAGGGUGGAAUUUCUUAGAGAAGUUCCAGGUGACCUCUUAGGACAUCCGGCUAGAUGAGACUGGAAGAAAGCUGCUACCCCAAGAGUUGGGCCGUAGCACUCCGAAACUUCUGUUCUUUAAAAAAAAAAAAAUGCUUCCUGUUGAGAAGAGAUAAGCAGGACUAUGGUUUGUGGGCACAGUGCCAACCAAGGGCCCCACUGCCUCUGCCUGGUUUUGUGUCCCGCUCUGGUUCUGUGGUAUAACUUUCAGAACUGUGCUUCUCUCUUUCUCCUUGUCUUGCCUAUCGCGGAAAGCAGGAUUAUGUGAAUGUGAGUCUGUGGGAUGCUGGCCUCACGGGGCAGGAGGGAAGAAGUGUUACUGUGUUUUGUACAAAAUAAAUAAUCCAUAUUUUAAUAAAACAUUUGUU
This is a messenger RNA of Octodon degus (degu), 1464 nucleotides long. RefSeq names its product replication protein A2 (gene Rpa2). The coding region runs from base 242 to 838 and encodes 198 amino acids. The record is from RefSeq and is a predicted model, not a curated record. Gene Ontology annotation, cellular component: site of double-strand break; chromosome, telomeric region; DNA replication factor A complex. Gene Ontology annotation, biological process: DNA replication; nucleotide-excision repair; double-strand break repair via homologous recombination. NCBI's taxonomy places the organism in Eukaryota, Metazoa, Chordata, Mammalia, Rodentia, Octodontidae. The transcript is spliced from 7 exons.